This is a messenger RNA of Halteromyces radiatus, 875 nucleotides long. RefSeq lists its product as uncharacterized. The coding region runs from base 7 to 846 and encodes 279 amino acids. The record is from RefSeq and is a predicted model, not a curated record. The transcript is spliced from 2 exons. NCBI's taxonomy places the organism in Eukaryota, Fungi, Mucoromycota, Mucoromycetes, Mucorales, Cunninghamellaceae.
AAUAUCAUGACUGAACAGAAAGAUGAUCGUGUUCCAACCUUUAUUCAAUUUACUCGUCCCAAACGGAAAAAAACCACUACUCGGUCAUCCAUGCAAACAAAGAAACGACAAAACAAGCAACAAGAAUCAUCAAAAGAAUCCAUGCAUAAAUCCAAACGAAGAAGAGUUCCUUUAGAAGACAAUUCUACAGAGAUCAAUCAGUCUCAUCAUACCAGCAAGCAUCAAAUUCCACAAAAGCAAACCAGUCAGUCAAUGAGAUCUACUUCAAUGACCUUCACCACCAUCAGUCUUCCUGAUCGUCAUGAUUUUUUGUCUUCAGCAAAGCCUUCCAAGGAAAUAAAACAAGCCCCUCCAUUACAAGCAACCCAUCAGAGUUGCAAGGAUAGUACGUGUCUAAAACGAACACACGACGAAGCAAUCUCGUCUGAAAGCACCAACACCACCUCUACACUAGCAUCAUCAUCCUCAACAACAACAACAACAACAACAACAACAACAACAAUAAUAGAACAACAAUCACCUACGUCAUCAGUGACUAGCCAAACAUUAUACCCUCUAAAUACUGACUCCAUCGACAGAACAAUGGAUCAACCCUCAUGUGGAUCAAACAUCAGUGAACAUAGUACCAACAACGAUAAUGAUGACGGAUAUGAUAGUAUGGAUGAUCUGGAGAAUAUGGUCAGUGCUGUGAUGGAACAAAGGAAUGAUGAUAUGGAUGAUAUUGAAGAACAAGAUCGGUCUAUUGAUUAUCAAGAUGCGCUCGAUGGACAAGAAGAUGAGUGGGUGCGUAGCUUUAGUAUUAGGAACUUGUUAGGCAAAAUCAACUCUGUAUUCGGAUCAUCUUGACCAUUGUUGUGUUUUUAUAUAUUUUUUUU